AUGGAGAAGCCUCUUGGAAAAACUGUGCUGCCGCUAAGCAGGGUCAAAAAGAUUAUAAAACAAGACGAGGAUAUCCAUUCCUGUUCCAACGCUUCUGCUCUUUUGGUGUCUGUUGCAACUGAGAUGUUUAUUCAAAAACUUGCAGACCAAUCAUUUCAAUUGGCUAAAUUACAAAAAAGAAAAGGUAUUCAGUAUCGUGACGUUGCUGAUGUUGUUCGCAAAGACGAUCAAUUCGAGUUUUUGUCUGAUUUAUUCUCUCUUUAG
Schizosaccharomyces osmophilus is the source of this 264-nucleotide messenger RNA. It is a transcript of the gene dpb3, whose product is annotated as DNA polymerase epsilon Dpb3. Gene Ontology annotation, molecular function: protein heterodimerization activity. The transcript is spliced from 2 exons. The coding region runs from base 1 to 264 and encodes 87 amino acids. Gene Ontology annotation, cellular component: nucleus; CHRAC. The record is from RefSeq and is a predicted model, not a curated record. NCBI's taxonomy places the organism in Eukaryota, Fungi, Ascomycota, Schizosaccharomycetes, Schizosaccharomycetales, Schizosaccharomycetaceae.